CAUAGAGAUCAAAUGGCAUCUUCUUGUUCGCCGUUUCACGUCCAUUGCUCUGCUCAAAAGCCUUCAAUAUCAUCACCCAACUUCGAUCACUUGAAAUCCACACUUUUAUCUGCGUUCAAGCCAUUUUUGAAAGAAAUACAGCAACUUCCAUUGCGAAUAGAUGCGGGUGUAAAGAACACUCGUCUCAAGCUUGUCGACGCAUUUGUUGAUUCCGUGUUCGAGUUCGUUGAUCAGCCAUUGCUCCCAUCUCAGAGUAAUUUUGCGCCAGUAGAUGAGUUAAAAGAAGGCGUUCAAGUCAGCAACAUUGAAGGGGAAAUACCAGAUGGUUUUGCAGAAGGUGUCUACAUGAGAAACGGAUCAAACCCCAUGUUUGGAGCAUUAACAUCGACAAGUUCCAUGUUUGGGAGCUCAAGUUACACUUGGAUAGAAGGAGAAGGAAUGCUUCAUGCUUUAUAUUUCUGCAACGGUCUUGACGGAGGCUGGACCGUUGUUUACAAAAACAGAUAUGUCGAAACCGACACGUUCAAGCUCGAAAAACAACGGAAUAAACCGUCGUUCCUACCGGCCAUUGAAGGGGAUUCACCGGCUGUUUUGUCUGCUUAUUUGUUUAACAUGUUGAGAUUUGGUAAAGUAAACAAAGAUAUGAGUAAUACCAAUGUGUUUGAGCAUGCCGGGAAGACGUACUCAAUUGCUGAAAACCACGUACCUCAAGAGAUCAACAUCCUUUCACUACAAACUUUGGAUGAUUGGGAUGUUAAUGGAGCUUGGAACAGGCCAUUUUGCUCUCAUCCAAAGAAAGCUCCAGGCAGUGGGGAGUUAGUUAUUAUGGGGAUUGAUGCAACUAAGCCUUUUGCUGAAUUGGGAGUAAUUUCAGAAGAUGGACAGAAAUUGCUCCACAAAGCUGAUCUGAAAUUAGAUAGAUGCAUCCUAUGCCAUGAAAUCGGAGUUACGCAGAGGUACAACGUAUUUAUGGACCAGCCUUUAUCGUUGGACUUGAAGAGGCUUGUUGGUGGUGGCCCAUUAAUAAAAUAUUUAAAAGAAGGAAAUGCAAGAAUCGGCAUAAUGCCUCGUUACGGUGAUGCAGAUUCGAUUCAGUGGUUUACGGUUAAACCCAACUGCACAUUUCAUCUCUUCAAUAGUUUUGAAGAUGGCGACGAGGUUGUGGUAUGGGGAUGCAGAGCUCUUGAAUCAGUAAUUCCAGGGCCUGAAAAGGGAAAGAACAAAUUUGAUUGGUUCUCGAGAAAAUUCAGGCCUUUAAACUCCACCGGAGGAAGCAUUGAUUCAGUAUCAGAAGACCAAUUAGUGUUUCCUCGUCCUUAUGAAUGGCGAAUGAACAUGCAAACUGGUGAUGUAAAGGAGAGGAAUCUAACAGGGACUGAUUUUGCCCUUGAUUUUCCAUUUAUUAAUGAAGCUUUCAUAGGACUUGAAAACAAGUAUGGGUAUUCCCAAGUACGUGAUUCCAUUGCAAGUUCUGCAUCAGGCAUGGCAAAAUAUGGAGGUCUUGCAAAGCUGUAUUUUGGAGAGCAGAACCCUGAAUCUUACUUGGGAGAAAAUCUAGGGUUGAAAAAGGUGGAAUAUCAUAUGUUUGAGAAGAACACUUUCUGCAGUGGAGCUGCAUUUGUCCCUAAAGACAAAGGUGUUGAAGAAGAUGAUGGUUGGGUUAUCACGUUUGUUCACAAUGAAGAUACCAAUAUAUCUCAAGUCCUUAUCAUUGAAGCAAAGAGCUUUACCAGCAAGCCUGUAGCCAAAAUCACCUUGGCAUUUAGAGUUCCAUAUGGUUUCCAUGGAGUUUUUAGGCCAAUGCAACUCCAAAAUGAGAUCUUGACCGUGAUCCCCUCUUUGAAUUCUAAAAUGUUAAAUAACAUGGAUCAAUCAUAA
Molecule: messenger RNA, 1878 nt
Organism: Hibiscus syriacus
Lineage: Eukaryota; Viridiplantae; Streptophyta; Magnoliopsida; Malvales; Malvaceae
Product: carotenoid 9,10(9',10')-cleavage dioxygenase-like
Exons: 13
Coding region: 13-1878 (621 amino acids)
Biological process (GO): carotene catabolic process
Cellular component (GO): chloroplast stroma
Molecular function (GO): carotenoid dioxygenase activity
Source: RefSeq, a predicted model, not a curated record